UUGAAGAAAUUGGAAGUUACACUCCCUACCCCUUUGGACGUUCUACCAGAGCACAAAAAUCAUGUUAAAUAUUGUCAUUAUGUGUAAUAGUCUUGUGUUUUGUGGCAAAUAAACAAAACUAGGGAUACAAUUGAAUUUUCUUCUCGUGUUCGUUUUAACAUUUCUGACAUUGAGCAGCAUCAAAAAUUGUUACAAAAUAAAGGUGAUACAAUCGUAAUAAGAGACAUAUUAACAAUAUAUUCAUAUCUCACGUAUAUUUAUAUCUAUACUGCAUACAAAGCAGACAUGCAGUACCUGAGUAAAAGCAAGCAAAGCUUUCUUAAUAAAACCACUCAACAAAACUUCUCCCCUUAAAUUUCCUUUAUCUUGCUGACUUGUUUCAUUCUCCGUGUCUUUAGACAUGGUUCUAGCACUUUAACCUGUGCUUUCCACGAAAAGAAACAAAAUGAUUGCCAUAUUUUUCCAGCAAGGUCAAGCGAAAAUUCUCAAAAAUGACCGCCAUAUUUGCUGAGCUGGUCAGCCGCCCCAGUCCUUCAACACCCCAGAGAUCGAGUGGUGAUGUUCUGUAAAGCUCGAAUUUUUGGUGUUUUUGUUAGAAAAAGUAAACAGUUUAUUAGAAGUCAAGAUAAUCUGUGGAAAUCAGGAUAUAUUGGUGAGAUAUUGGCAAAAUCAUGACAAUAAUAGUAAAACUUAAAGAGGGCAGGCCAGUAUGGCAUUGGUUGCUAAACUGACCUACCAAGGGCUUACCAGCUGAUGUACACCCAGCUACCCAGCUUGGCUAACCUAGGUGGUGUUCAUUAAUAUUAAAUGGUAAUAAGAUAGUGAGCUUAAGCAUGUGAUGCUCUUGACAACACUGACGUCAGGCAUACAUAAUUCACCAUUAGGUAUUUGCAUAAAAAACUAACCUUAGCUUGUAUAUAUAAUGCAUGGUUGAGCUAUAUAUUGGCUGAGCAUGUUGCUGUAACAGGCAAGGGGCUAACCUCAUUAAUGACAUGUAGUUAACCUGUGGAAGGUGUAUUGAUAUUAAACAAAAUGUCAAUCUCCUUCCUGUAGCUCUGGUACCAUUCAUUCAAAACUGUCAAACAUUGACCCAAACCAGAAUGCAUUCCAACAUCAAGACUGUGAACCACGGCAGUAUGCGUGUGCAAAUACUCCCUGCAUUGGAAGACAACUUCAUGUACUUGAUUAUUGACGACAAAACAAAGGAAGCAGCAAUCGUUGAUCCAGUUGAACCAAAAAAGGUAGUAUUAUUGAAAAAUAUUAGCUAUGGUGACAUUAGCCCAUUAAUGCUAGCACUCUUCUCUUGACAAGUAAAAUUGCCUGGUGUUAGACAGAGUAGCAUAGUAAAGUAGGGCAUAUUGGAGCACAGCAUCUCUCACAGCAUUCAUUUCAACUUUGUCAGGUUUUAAAAGCAGUAGAAAAGGAAGGAGUUGAGUUAAAGACUGCUUUGACAACACAUCAUCAUUGGUAUGUCAUGAAACUCCAGAUGAUAUUGUUUAGUUUUCUUUAAUAAAUAUUUAAUAGUCGUAAUCUUUCAGGGAUCAUGCCGGAGGAAAUGAAGAACUUGCAAAACUAGUUCCUGGGUUACCUGUGUAUGGCGGUGACGACAGGAUUGGAGCCUUGACAAAGAAAGUUUCACACAAUGACGAGUUUAAGGUACAGUUAACUGUUCUGGCAGGGCCGUCGGGUGUUCAGGAUGCAACACCUCCCCCUGAAAACAAGUUGUCGGAAAAUGAAGAAUUUGUCUGCAAUAUCCUAAAAACUACAUCUUUGGUCUAUUUGGAUUUCACCCCGUUGACACAUAUUGAGACCACACCCUUAUGUGAUCAAAUCUUAAAUGAUGUAGCCCAAUUUACCCUGUAGAUGAAAGUACUCUGGAUUUGACCUCGUAUUGGUCCAAUGUUUGGCUGAUUUAUAUGAGACUGUUGAUAUGUCCAUAGUAACAAAAUAAUAUUUAGAUUGGCAAUCUUGAUGUCAAGUGUCUAUUCACACCAUGUCACACCUCUGGACACAUUUGUUAUUACAUCACUGCUGACGUGGACAAACCUGGGGCUGUUUUUACAGGUUGGUAACAUCCAGAAUACAGAGUAUAUUGGUGUGACAGCUGCCGGUACCUUCACUCUGUGGUGACACAUGUAUUAAUCAUUUACUUUACAAAUUCUGGCAACCAUGGAUGUAUUUUCAAAAGAGUUCAAUAUUUUUUUGCAGGAGACACAUUAUUUUUAUCAGGUUGUGGGAAAUUUUUUGAAGGAACACAAGAACAAAUGUACCAGGCAUUGAUUGAAAUUCUUGGAAAAUUACCAGCAGCAACAGUGAGUGAUUGAAUAUUUAAAGACAGAGUCAGCCACAUUCAAUUUGGGGGCAAAUGCAAGCUGGUGCUACAGAUUUUAGCUGGUGGAUAAAGGUGCAUGGUUUGCAAAAUAGUUUACAGGCGCUUUGCACAUUGCAAUAGCAUCAUGCUGGGUUGCUGACCACCUAGAAUCUACCACACCUGUAUCUUCUGGGUUGUAUCACAAAUACUGUACUGGGCAGGAUGGUAUUGAUGUAAUUUUUCUUGACCUUAUUUAGUCAGUGUACUGUGGUCACGAAUAUUCAGUUAAAUCGCUCAUGUUUGCUCAACAUGUUGAGCCAAACAACACAACUGUGAAAAACAAGUUGGAAUGGUGCAAGGUAGGUUUUAUAUACAGCUAGUUUCUGGAUAACACGGUGUGUACAUCAUAUUAUCACCAUGUAAUCAUGCAAACAUCACCAUGUAAUCAUACAAAGAACGUGUUCACUAUUGUGCCAUCUUUUUCAGAACCAGAGAGCUGCAAAGGAGCCAACAGUUCCUUCAACAAUAGCAGAAGAAAUGGAAUAUAAUCCUUUUAUGAGAGUUGGGUAAGUCAGGAUCUUUUGUCAAAUGUUUCACAUUACUUUCAGUUUCUACCCAAGAUCCGACACAAAUUAAUUAAUAACAUUGUGAGCGAUAUAUUUUAACAUUGUCAAUUUUUUAUUAGUGAUAAAUCAGUUCAAGAAUUCUGUGGUACAAAUGAUCCUGUGAAAACAAUGGGAAAACUUAGAGAAAGAAAAAAUAAUUUUAAAGGCUGAAUAUUGAACGCUAACCAUGAUUUAGGCCUGUUUUAUACGUCCAAUUUUGGUCGCGUCGAAUACAAUUAAGACAAUAGAUGAGAUGUAAACCUCGUUAAUUAAGAUUGAUUAUCUAUUGUUUGAAUUGAAUAUUCGACGCGACCGAAAUUCGACGUAUAAAACAGGCCUAAUUAGGAGAGUAUCGUAGAUAUAUGAAGAAAGACUUAUCUGUAUGCUUUUCAAAAUAAACUACGUAACCAAUGUAAAUUUUAAUAGUUAAUCAAUCAAGAUUACAAUAAUAUGAUUAUGAACAAAAUGAUUAACAACGAUAGUAAAAUAGCAAGUACGGCGUUGAAUAACAAGAAGUUGAGGGUGAUAAUAUUUCUUCCAUGUCCUUAGCACGGAUUUCUUGUACUUCAGCGUCGUCGAAUUUUAACCACGUGGAACUCGUGGUAGAUGUAUUUGAACCCUUAUUGUUGCUCGAAUUACAAGUGUCUUCACAUGUUGAUAAUUUCCCAUCACAAGAUGAUGUAAAACUGUUUGUGGUGGAAGGUUCCGCGUGGUUUGUGUUAUGGGUAUCUUGACGGGCCACGUGGUCUGUGCUUCCAUUGGAACAGGAACCUUUGUCGGAAUCAAUAUUAUCAUUUGUACCACUGUCUGUGUUUGAUUGAUCUUGACUAUGUCGCUCGUUCAAACCAUUUCUCUUCAUAAAGUCAUCUGUUUUCUCAUCAUCCGUGCACAGUUCAUCGCUUGGUUCCAUAUCCAGCAUCAUGGAAGACUGCGAGCUGUGACCACCGUCUUCAUUUCUCUGUUCUGCAUCUUCUGUCGUUUGCGUACACGACCUAUCUUGGUCAGCUACUUCUUCACCGAAGGAGUGUCUGUUUUGUACUUUGUUUCUUGAAGCACAGUAGUUCUCAAACGCGGAGCACUCACCCGAAGACUUUUGCAAGGCACCUUUUGACUCUUGUACAUUGUUGGAAGUAUUUGUGGUUUGUGAACAUGAAUGGUUUGGAUUACUACUUUCUUCAUUCAACGACUCUUGACUCAUGUUCGUUGAUGGAGGUUUCUCGAAAGCACUAAAGGCAGAACCUUGUGAUUUUUGCACGCUCCCUUCUGGCUUCAAUACAUUCUUAACAGUAUCUGUGGUUUGUGAACAUGAAUCGUUUUCAUUCUUUCCACUCCGGGAUCUCAACUUUUUAGACCUUGUCUCGAGCGUGCAGCCUUGGUUGGCAGACAUGUUGAUAUUCCUGCAGGGUUUCUUUGUGGAGCCUUGAGAUUUUGGUAUUGGUUUGAAGUACCUUGUGAUGUCCAUACUCCAUACGCUGUCAUCUUCGUCUGAAGAACUGUCCGAAUCAUGGUCGUUCUUCAUGGUAUUUCUACUGCUCUUCCGUGAGGGCGUCUUACUGUGACGCAGUGUGUUCGUUCCAUUCUGUGUGUCUUCUAUAUCUUGACUCGUGGAAGUUUGUCCAGCACCCUUCACACGUUCUGAGUAGUCGCAUGUGUCCUCAUCAUCAAGGUCCAUGAUUUCUUCACAACACAAAUCUCCAUUUUCCUCUUCAACCUUGCUAUCCUCCACCUUCCUUUGCGAGUGGCAUUUUGCUCCAUCACACAUACUGCGGAUAUCUUUCUUGCAAAAAUUGCUUGUACUAUCAUUUGCAUCUAUUUUGCAAUGGCACAUUACGCCAUCAUCCUUUCUAGGACUGUUUAAACUGCUAGCCUUUGUAGCACUGCUUUGGCAUGAGCCACAUUUGACACUUGGAUCUCGAGAAUUCCCACCACUACUCUUUCUUGGAACUUGGGCGUUGUAACAUUGGUCAACCAUCUUGAUGCAACUGUCAUCAUCUUGCAUCGCUUUUUCACCAACUGUUUUACAAUGAACUUCGGAAGAGCAACCACCAUUGUUAUUCAUUCCGCCGUCAGCUUGUCUCUUUAAAACAUCAACAUUGACAUAACUCAGAUAAUGGCCAUUACAUGAAGACAUCCCACUGUGCAUAACUACACCAAACAAGGAGUAGACUGCAUUCUUCUCUGAGCAUGUCUCGCUACACCAUUUCUUCAAAGAGAGCUGCUGUGGCGUGUGCAAGCUCUUUGUAACUUUGGUAACCCAGCUGCUUGUGUACAGACUCUGGUUGCUAAAAAGAGAACAAAAU
Molecule: messenger RNA, 5216 nt
Organism: Paramuricea clavata
Lineage: Eukaryota; Metazoa; Cnidaria; Anthozoa; Malacalcyonacea; Plexauridae
Source: the annotation of a GenBank genome assembly